This is a messenger RNA of Paramuricea clavata, 10449 nucleotides long. The record is from the annotation of a GenBank genome assembly. Lineage: Eukaryota; Metazoa; Cnidaria; Anthozoa; Malacalcyonacea; Plexauridae.
AUGAUGCAAGGAAUAGCGGACAGUUUGAUCAUAUCUGGCAGUAUCGAAGGUGUGAAUUGUGACAUGGUGAUAGAUACGGGAUCUAACAUUACAAUUUUGAGACCGGACGUAUUGGGGCGAGUUUCGAAAGACGUAGACAUUGAUGUACAGCCAGUAGACAGUUUAUUACGGACAGUAACCGGUGAAACAACACCAGUACAAAGUCGUGGUAAGUCGUGGCAGCUUUUCAAGUUGGUUCAAGAAAAAUUUGAAAGUCGUACAUGAUGUAUGGAUUGCAGAUGUCGAGAACGAGUGUAUUUUGGGACUAGACUUUCUGAUUUCGAAUGACUGUGUUGUUGAUGUACAAGAAUCCUGUUUGCGUAUUGGCCCGGAAGAAAUUCGAUUCAAGGGGAUGACAGCCACAAAGAAAUCAGUUUGUCGCAGAGUGAUGGUUGCUGAAACAUGGUUGGUUCCACCGAAGAGCGAAGCGAUAAUUCCAGGAAUGCUGGACGGUGAUGGUAGUUCUGAAGAAGGUUGGGGAGAAAUCAACCCUAGCAAGGAACCAGGAUUGUCCAGUGAUAUUCUCGUAGCAAGGACGGUUGUAGAUAUUCGUAAGCCCAUAUUUGCUGUAAGAGUGUUAAACAUGUCGGAUGAUGAACGAAUAGUCCGUGAAGGUACAGAUGUUGCUAGUUGUGAAAUCAUCGACAGUGUGACCGUGGUGGGGAAGACUGAGCCUGGAAGUCGUGAAGCGAGUGAUGAGUUACCUGAAGUGGUAAAGAAGCUUUAUGACCGUAGUUCCGGAGGUUUGGACGAUUCACAAAAGAGUCAGUUGUAUUCGUUGCUGGUGGAAUUUAAAGAUGUGUUUUCAGAAAGUUCAGGUGACAUAGGGAGAACAUCUUUAACUUCACACAAGAUUGACACUGGUAACCAAAAACCGAUCAAACAACAACCGCGGCGUCUACCACUGGCGAAGGUGGACAUUGCACAAGAGGCGAUUAAAGGAAUGCAUGAGCAAGGAAUUAUCGAACCUUCAAGCAGCCCCUGGACAGCGCCUAUUGUCUUGGUGAAGAAGAAGGACGGCACAAACAGGUUCUGCGUUGAUUACAGAAAGUUGAAUGAUGUGACGAAGAAAGAUUCCUACCCGCUCCCUCGAAUCGAUACGACACUUGACGCGUUAGCUGGCUCGAAGUGGUUUUCAACUCUGGACAUGAAGAGUGGUUAUUGGCAGGUGGACUUGGAACAAUGUGACAAAGAAAAAACGGCGUUCUCGACAGGCUACGGGUUGUGGCAGUUCACCGUUAUGCCAUUUGGGUUAUGCAACGCCCCCGCUACAUUCGAAAGGUUGAUGGAGUUAGUUUUGGCUGGUCUGCCUUGGAGCGUGUGUCUUCUCUACUUAGACGACAUCUUGGUACAUGGAAAGACGUUCGAAGAAGAGAUACUUAAUCUACGCGAAGUCUUUGGUCGUUUUCGAGCAGCCAACCUCAAACUGAAUCCGAAGAAGUGCGAGCUGUUCAGACAGAAAGUGCUCUAUCUGGGACAUAUUGUGACCCAAGAAGGAAUUUCAACGGAACCAAGCAAAGUUGAAGCUGUGACUACGUGGCCAAGACCUACGAACAAGCGAGAUUUAAGAGGAUUUCUAGGACUUUGCUCGUACUAUCGCAAGUUCAUUAAGUCAUUUGCCGACAUUGCAAGCCCAUUGCAUAAACUCACCGAGAAAGAAACUGUGUUUGAUUGGUCUGAACAAUGUGAGGAAGCGUUUGGAGAAUUGAAGCGUCUUUUAACGGCAGCCCCAGUGUUGGCCUACCCAAUUGCGUCAGGGAGAUUUACGAUAGACACGGAUGCGAGCGAGAGAGGAAUUGGCGCUGUCUUAUCUCAAGAACAAAACGGAAUAGAAAGAGUUGUCGCGUACUUUAGUCGAAGUCUGAGCAGAAGAGAACGAAAUUACUGUGUGACGCGAAAAGAGUUACUGGCAGUGGUCAAAGCAACAGAAAAGUUUCAUUAUUAUCUCUAUGGUCAACGAUUCGUGGUGAGAACUGAUCAUGCUUCAUUAAAGUGGUUGUUCAAUUUCAGGCAGCCAGAAGGACAGAUUGCUCGUUGGUUGCAGAAGUUACAAGAAUAUGACUUUGAGAUCGUGCAUCGUGCAGGAAGAAGUCAUGUCAAUGCAGAUGCUUUGUCACGACGACCAUGUUAUGAGUCAGCAUGCAAGUUCUGUUCGGCUUUAGAAGAUAAAGAUAAUGAAAACGAAGCGAUAAGUGAGGAAGAAGAAAGGGAUAUGCGCGGAAAUGGAAUUUCAAGAGGGGCGACCAUAAACCAAGACGAACUGUUGUUUCAAAUUUGGACAAAGGAAGAGCUCAGGACGAAGCAAGUGGAAGAUCCAGAUAUUAGACAUGUGAUGGAAUGGAAGAUUAACGGAAGACCAGAAUGGAAAGACAUUUCGGCUAUGAGUCCAGUUACAAAAUCAUAUUGGGCGCAGUGGGCAUCAAUUGAUGUGGUGGAUGGAAUCCUUUAUCGACGUUGGGAGGAUGCAAGUGGACGUGAAGUGAAGUAUCUCUAUUUAACACCAAAGGCGAUUCAAGAUGAUGUUUUGCGAAAUCUACAUGACUCUCCAACUGCGGGACACUUCGGCGUGAAGAAAACGUUAGCUCGCGUUCGACAACGUUUCUAUUGGAUAAACCUAAGAUGGUCAGUGGAGAACUGGUGCAGAAAAUGUGAGAAAUGUGCGUCGCGUAAAGGAUAUCCUAGAAGAGCCAAAGCUCCGUUGAAAUUGUACACCGUUGGUUCGCCGAUGGAGAGGAUAGCUAUCGACGUGUUGGGACCGCUUCCAAAAACAGAUUCGGGAAACCAAUAUAUACUCAUUGCUCAAGAUUACUUCACGAAGUGGCCGGAAGCCUUUGCUCUUCCAGAUCAACAAGCAGUUACAGUCGCAGAAGUGUUGGUCAACCAGUUCUUCACUCGGUUUGGGAUCCCUAUGGAGUUACAUUCUGAUCAAGGGAGGAAUUUCGAAUCUGAAACUUUUCGAGAAGUUUGUCGGUUACUUGGAAUUAAUAAAACGAGAACAACUCCUUACCAUCCUCAGUCGGACGGAAUGGUGGAACGUUUUAACAAGACAAUAGAAGAUGGAUUGGCGAUGUUUGUGAAUGCUCAUCAAACCGACUGGGACAUGCAUAUUCCUCUGUUGUUAAUGGCAUAUCGUAGUGCAGAACACGUAGCAACGAAGAUUAGUCCAUCCCGGAUGAUGCUUGGUAGAGAGAUGAAAUUGCCUAUUGAUGUUUGGGCAGGACGACCGGAAGGUGGUGAGAUGCCACGAAGCAGCCCGAUGUACGCGCAGAAGUUACAAGAAAAGAUGGACGAAGUGCAUAUGUUUGCAAGAGAUAACUUAAAAAUCAGUUCUGGUGCGAUGAAGCAACAUUAUGACGUGAAGGCUAUGGCAGUGAAAUACGAAGUUGGCACGGGUGUUUGGCUUCAUAACCCACAACGGAAAAAGGGAAGAUCACCAAAGUUGAGCAGAAAUUGGGAGGGCCCUUACGUUGUGGUGAAGCAAAUAAAUGACGUUGUCGUUCGAAUAAAGAAGGGGCCCCAGGCAAAGCCCAAAGUCGUGCACAUCAAUCGACUGAAACCUUACACAGGUGGAGAGUAUUUUGGUUGGUUCGCAGAGAAAGGAAGCAAUGGUUCCGGAACUUCGAGGAACUUAGAUAUCGGCAAGUCGACUUUACCUGGGGUGAGGACAACAUCAAAGAAAGAGAGUAAUGGUAAAAACACAAACAGUAGGACCACGGUUGAAUCGUUGCGUCGCGGUAUACGAACUAGGAAACAACCACAAAGAUAUACACCGUAAGAUUUUGGGUUGAAAUUGUUCAACGGAGACCGAUGAACUGGGGAGAGGGCAAUGUAGUGCCGGUCAGAGAACAAUUGGGACAAAUGACUAUUAUGUGUGUUAUGUGUGUAUUGUGUGUUACUAUGUAAAUUUGUAAAUAGAACAAUAAAACUAUAUAGGCGUGAAAACUAAUUAGGUUAUGUAAAUUGACAGUGUGUAUAAAAGGACAAUUUUAAUACGAUUUGCUGUGAUUUCUUUAGUAAAUAAAGCGUGUUUGUACGAAGUUGUUUUACUUUUCUGUGGCGGGUUUUUUUUCGACACGAUCUCGCUUAAUCUGGCACAACAGAUAUAUAGAUAUAUAGAUAUAUAUAUAUAUAUAUAUAUAUAUAUAUAUAUAUAGAUAUAUAUAUAUAUAUAUAAUAUUUCUCUGUAUAGACCGAGCAAGCGAAAUUAAUAAAACGUUUAUUACAUGGCAUUUAUACUUUAAAGAAACAACAAAUGCAUGAUUUAAAAUGCAUAUAAUAAUAGUGUGGUACACAUUUGGUCAAAGAAAACAAAAAAUACCAAUGUAUUCCUUCUUUUCCACUAAAAACCAUUCGCACAUAUCUUACCAAUAACAAAUUAAAUUAUAAUUUUCAAUUAGCUUUGCUGUUUUAUUGGGAAAAUAAUAAUGGACUGCUGAAAGUGCUUUUCAGCCAAUCACAGUCCGCCAUUUCAUUGGAAGUGAUGCUUGCCAUAUAAUAAUACAUGAUAAUUAUGUUUGUUUUCUGUAUUUUAGAAUCUACCAAUAACGGAGUAUUGAAACAAAAGUGUCAGCAAGGUUUGUAAUAUUCAAAUGUAUUAAUUCAAAACCUUUUAUCGUAUAAAAUUUAAGCAGUAUACUUUCAUUGGGUAUACAUUCAUAGCGUAUAAAGUGUGCAGUACUGUACUAUCUUUGAAAUAUUGCAAUUUAUUGUAGCCCAUGUUCCUGGUGAACUGAAUCGAAAAUCUGUUGCUGCUGCCUUCUGGGAAUGUGAGCUUUAUAAUGAGCUACUAGACAUAGAUUUGGCAGAGAAAUGGUCAUUUACCAAAGAGAAGACUUGCUCAAAUUCAUCUGGCUCAAAAGAUGCUGCUGCUGAAUUUAUUGUGCGUAGCCAAGUUGCAACAUCAUAUGAUCACAAAUGCUAUGAGGGUUGUCGAAACAAAGGCAUAGUAAUGCACUGCAAGUUUAUGCCCAGCGGGCAAAAUGAUGUUUAUCCAACGUUGAAUCAACGUUGGAAAUGACCUUCCAGACGUUGGAUAGACGUUGAAAAAGGGUUGACUAUGCAAAUCGGAUCGGCGUUACUGUUUCGACGUUGAAACAACGUUAAAAUUAGGUUGCCAAUUUCGUCAACCAUAUUUCAACGUUGAAUCAACGUUGAAACAACGUUGAGAUUGGUUCACAAAUCGACGUCGUACAUUUAACCAUGAAUGAACGUUGGUUCAACGUCUGUUGGCUGCUGUUGAACCAAUGUUUGUAAAACAACGUCAGAGCAACGUAGAUAUUAGGUUGUCGACGUCGCAACCUUUUCUCUACCAAAUUUCAACGUUGAAACAACGUCGUGUGCCCGGUGGGUGGUUAAUAUGAAUUGAUUAUACUGCAGUAUAAUUGCAUUGACUACUACAGUAUAAUUGCAUUGAUUAUACUACAGUAUAAUUGCAUUGACUAUACUACAGUAUAAUAGCAUUGAUUAUACUACAGUAUAAUUGCAUUGAUUAUACUACAGUAUAAUUGCAUUGAUUAUACUACAGUAUAAUUACAUUUCUUGAAAUUCAGGACACAGCUGUGACAGUCUAAUUUUUCUUUAAUUAAAUAAUAAAUGCUAUUUCCUUUUAUUAAUUGUGUUUUUGAAUGAUAAGGCAGGACUGUUAGGAAUGUAAGGUGGCCAAAAUUUCACCUAGGCAUGUACUCGAAAUGUUUCAAAAUCAAUUAGCACAGUCAUAAGCUUUUCACAUUUACAUCUCACUUAACCGGUAACAUCUUCCAGAAAAGGUAUUGGGGUUUGCUGGAAUCCUGAGAAUUUUCCCAGUGGCAUAAAAAUUGCCCCUAAUUAAGGAGCAGUUGCAAACUGAUGGUUAAGUACCAAAAACCACUGAAUGCAAGUCCACCCGAGUAUAAAUCCCCUAUGUGUAUAAGCCCCCUAUGUGUGUAAGCCCACCAUAUUUACUAACAUUCAGGCCAUUCCAAAUAUAAGCCCGUCUACACAGGGGGGGUUGACAAAACGUGGACCCCCCUUUCUGGACCCCUAAUCUGGAGCCCAAUCUGGACCCCAAUCUGGACCCUAUUCUUGACCUUUUAAAAACCUACAGACCAGAUUGUAGGACACAACUAUUUGGAUUUCAAUAUAACGAUGAUCGAUUUGAUUCAUUUAGCUUUUUUCGACUUUCUGAAUCCUCAUCCUGAUCAUUUCAGUCAUAAUCUUGUACAUUAGGGCAUUGCUGGGCAACAUAGUUAUCCAAUUAGAAAUUUCUUACUGCAAUAGUUUUCUUGUUUCAUGUUCUUUUGAAUAGGGAUAAGCACUUUCAGUAAACUGCAUGUGGUUUUUGUGACCUUGUAAAAUACUGUGUAAUGACAUUGUCAAUGUAGUGUUGGGUUGCUAUAAAUCGGCAAAUUUACCCCGCUGCAUUUACAGCAAAAAUGUCAACAAAUAUUGGCUUGUGGCCAAAUUAUCGGUCACUGCCGAAGCCAUCUCAACAAAUGCGGGUUGGGGACGGACUGCUUACAGCUACCUAUGUAAUGUUUUCUUAAUUUGCAUGUUUUCUUUUGGUUUUUAAAAGGUCCAGAAAGGGGUGCAGAAUGGGGUGCAGAAAGGGGUCCAGAAAGGGAUCCAGAAUGGGGUCCAGAAGGGGGGGUCCACGUUUUGUCAACCCCCUAUACAGGGUGUAUAAAAAAAACUGAACAAAUUUGAAAUUGCUCUCAAUUUUGCAAAACAGCUAUUAGUAUCCAGUUUUUGAUAUAUAUGGCUUGUUUAGGUACUUAUAAUGUAGAAUGAAAAAAAUUUCUCGAACACAAAUUUUGUAAACCGGGGGGGGGGGGCAGUCUUUUCCGACAAACUAAAAAUGGGUUGCGCAUGAGAUUUAAAAGCUAUAAUCGUAUUUUGAGUUAAUGGAUGAAACAUUUGUUGAAUGUUUAAUUGCUGCAUGAAAUUUCAGACAAUUUGCUUCAGAUUAAGCCCUUCAACUAUUCACACAAACUUACAUUUUUCCUAAAAAAUCAGCAAUUUGCAUGCUUAAUUAAUGCAUUUGCCCAAUUUGCAUCUUUCAGCAUUAUGCAAAUUAGGUAAAGGCAUUAAUUAAGCACGCGAAAGGCUGAUUUUUUAGGAAAUAAUGGAUAGUUAAAGGGCUUAAACUAUAAAAGCAAAUUGUCUGAAAUUUUGUACUGUAAUUAAAAACCCAACAAAUGUUCCAUCCAUUAACUCAAAAUACGAUUAAAGCUUUUAAAUUUUGUGCGCAAGCCAUUGUUAGUUUGUUGGAAAAGACACCCCCCCCCUGGUUCACAAAAUUUGAGUUUGAGAAUUUUUUUUCAUUAUUCUACCUUAUAAGUACCCAAAGAAGCUAUAUUUGAGCAAUUUCAAAUCUAUUCAGUUUUUUUGAUACACCCUGUAUAUACGCCCCUCCAUUUACAGGCUUUAUAUUAUUGGACAGGUAUAUUAUUAACACAGUGACAAUAAUUACACCAACUUGUUUUAUGUAUAGAUUAUAAACUGUAUGUUUAUAUUAAUUAUCGUUCACACUAUUAUUUACAAGUACGAUAAAUGUUAUUCCUAACAUCAAAUGUUUUCCGUAUAUAACCCCCCCCCCUGUAUACAGUAUAUGCCAUCCCAUGCUUAUGAACGAAUAUAAGGCCAGGGCUUAUAUUCAUAGGUGUACCGUAGAACCCUGUUAAGUGUUACGCUACUGGCUUACCUUACGUGUGAAUAAUAAACAAUUUUCUAAUUAAUUUCAUAGUAAAACAAUAAUGGCAGCAUAGGCAAUUAUAUUUCUUUUAUUAGGCUACUAUUUCUAGGUGUACUUGGUUUUUGGGAAGAGAAUAUAUUCUAAUCUGAUGAUUAUAUAUGUUCUCAUAUUUUCCAACUGAAAUAGAACUAAAAUUUCCCAGUACUUGGAUUAAAGAUGCUUCUUGGAAGCGAUGGAUUGAUAUUGUAACAAAGCCUUGUGUUGUGCUCCCGCCCUGGGGGUGGGGAUGUUUACAAAGAGUAGCCAUGGCGGGAUACCUGCAUGCUUCAUCCUGGGGAAAUACCUGCAUGCUUCAUCCAUUUUGAAAUUACACUUUCAUGUUUACAAAUCAGGGUUUAAUUUCAAGUACCUUUCAUUUGGCAUUUUGACCAAAUUCUAAAAAUUGCCACCAUGGGUUUCAUGCCAAAAUCGAGAAUUAUAUGCAAAAAUUCUUCCUUCCCUCAGAGGUUUGUGUGUGUGUGUGUGCGUAUGCCCAUCAAAUAGUAUUAGAUAGUAUUUAUUUCUUUGUACAUAAAAUACUUACAGUUGUAAAUUAAAUGAUGUUUUAUAAGGCUGUGGGAAGUUGUAUGUGCUGGAUGGGAAUUGGAAACUGUGUUAUGCACACUGCAUGUUUCCUGUUCAAGUGGAAAUUCUUGGAUAUGAAGGAGAAAUAAUCCUGAUGUCUGCCCAAGGAGCCCUGAGUACCAGUCAGCCUUUUGUGACAGACAUUCCCCCCUAGUGAAACAGAAGGGGAUUCCAACAAAACUGAGACCAUUUCUGGAUUAUUGCCAGAGGAAAAAGAAAGGUAUUGUAAGUUAUUAUAAUUGCAUAUAGUGUAGACAUUAUCUAUUGUUUUGUUCUUUUUAAAAUUUCUCAAUGUCAGACAACUGUAAUUUUUAUAAACACUUCCUCAAUAAAACCGGUCAUGAACAAUAGCGUAGCCAGCCCGACGAUUUAGUCCCGCUAUGCAAAUAUUUUCGUGUUCAUUGACUGUGAAAACAAUCAAUUUCUAAAAAAAAUGAAUAACGAUAAUGUUCAAUUUGCAUAUAGCACCCGGCAUGCCUGUAUAUUUAGUUUUUUUGCAGGUAGCCAAAAAAAUUUGCAGUUAGCCCUGUGUGGUCGAAAUUUGGCCGCUUCACUUGAAGCUUGCAAAUUGUGACAGGGGACCGGGCACUGAAGAAAUUUGUUUGAGUUAUGUUAUGCUUCAUAUUGUCAAAAUUGAGUGUCCACUAAUUUGCUCAAACCCAAUUGGUUGAAAAUUUUCAUAUAUCAAGCCGACAAGAUUGUCGGCUGACGAAUAAAAUUCGGCCACAGAACAGGAAAUUUUAUGCUUUUGAUGGCAUCGUUUGAUGAAUUUACGUCUUGAGUACGACUCUUAUUAAAUCUGGUCGGUGAAUAUUGCAAAAUGUAUUGGGAAAAAGUGAAAUUUCUUUACUUAAGCAUGCAUAUAAGACCUUCUGACCAAGGAUUGCAGUUAGCUUCACGCACUUGCAGGUAGCGCCGCGACUUAGGAUCCCAACAUCUGACAGGCAUGAAGAGCGGGACUAAAUUGUCGGACUGGCUAUGCCACUGGACUCAUGAAAUGAUGAAAAUGUUAUUCUAAUUUUAAUAGAACCCAGUGAUGCACUAAAGGAAUUAAACGCUGAAAUUCCUGAUGUCAGUGAAGACAAUGCAGCAGUAUAUCAAGGUGCAGUAGUAAUAAAAAAUCAGUAUAUAAUACUUAAAUGGCAAUAUACUGUGGUUGUAAGCAUUCCGAAUAAUUGCGUUAUAACUGAUUAACCCAUUAAGUUGUAAGACUUCCUGUAAACGAAUAAAGCAGGGUGCACUUGGGUGCAUUGACAGUCAAUGAGUUGAAACAUUUUACUAGCUAAGUUGACCAUUAAUUUGAAGACCGUUGUGAUAUAUAUUUUGUUUAACUCGUAUUGUAGGUACCAGGUUAUUUAUGGCUAAAAAUCAAGCUAUUGUUAAAGACUGCGAGGAACUGGAGGAAGUGACGUGUAACAAGGAUACUGUUGGAAAACGACGCCUGCAGAAAUGGUCAAGGGGUAUUUUCAUCAUUGCUACAGCUGGUGGACAUAUCGAGUAUUGGCAGCCUCUUUACAAGUAAGCAAAUACUGCAUGGCUUUUAUUAUAUGCAGUCGUUCAACCUUCACUAUUUAAAUAUAAUAAUUCGGUUGAUGGUAAAGUAAUGUGUGGCAUUUUCCUUGUACUGUAGGUCCGAAUCACCCACACAAGCCUUCGUCAUCACCAUUGUGUGGUUGCACAACAAAUUCUUGGAAUUGAAAAAUGAUGGUAUGAAUGUGAAGGAAACCGUGCUAGCGUAUGACAAUAUGUGUCAUUUGAACUCCCUUCGUGCCGCUUGCAAGGAUUUGCCUCUACCUCCUCCGUUUGAUAAGAUGUGGAAGAGCAUUGAAAAGGUCAUUGAUAGGUUGCACUUGCAAAACCACAAGGACCCUUCAUGCAAAAUCAACUACAACCCAGAUAACAUCCUCUCAAAAUCCUUCAACACAAUGGCAGCUGAGCAGGUUAAUGUUUGGGCCAGCAGACUAAAAAGAAUCAUGGUUGCAAUGCCAUACAUUCAUCACAUGUUCUUUUUUCACCGAAUGGUCAAGAGAAGAAAUGCAUAUACGGAACUAUGUUAUCAAGUAGGAAAGCAGCCGAUUGCUCCAAAAGCUGCAAAGAAAUGGUGCCAGCUGGCUUAA